AUGUCCGGCGGCAACAACAAUGUCACCGUCGCCCUGCCCGGAGAGCCAAAUUGGGCUGUCUGGUGGUAUAACGGAUUCGACAAUUUCCAAUUAGACAUUGUUGGUUUCCUCGCCGUGUUAGGAGAGGGUUCCGUCCUGGCAAAUGCUCAGGUGUCAGCGCUGUCCCGGCUGUUCUAUCUUCCUCGUCUGUUGCCGGCGCCCCAGGCUCUCAUGAGACCAUCUCGUCCAACCACACUACCGCCAACCACCGCCAAGGUUACCGGAAUUUACUCCGGAAAUGUCAAAGACCAUGUUCACCAUGUUGCCAACGUCCUACUGUGAGUAUUGCGUGAGCUAAAAGCACCUACUCUCACUAACAACCGUAGCGGCGUACCACUGCCCACCUUCACAGUCCGCUGUGUUGAAGUCAAGAAGAAGGAGCAAGAUUACAAACCAACUCGUAUGGACAAUUUCCUCGACACAUUCCUGCGUGGCCAAAGACGAGCAUCGACCGGAGGGCCUAACGUGGGCCCACCGCUAGUCAAAGCCAAAGCUACUGGUCCUCUCACAUGGGUUACGCUACUGGGCUUCGCCGAGGCCUUGAUUUUGAUGAUCGCUUCCAUCACUUUCGGCGACGGCAUGUCGAUUCUGGCCACAAUCCUCCUAGCAGGUCUGUCCAGCAUCAUUGGAGUUAGCAAUAAGUGGACUCUCAAGCUCCCACGACGUGCCCAGGGGCGUGCACCUCGCGGUGAUGUUGUCAUCCGAUAUCCGAAUGGAAGCUAUCUGAUAGUCAGAUGUGAUGAAGACGUGGCGCGAGAGCUCUACUUCGCCCCAGAGGAGAUCGAAUACGAGAUCAAGAGCCCGGCCGUCUACCGAAUGUUGUCUCUGCUUGGCACACUUAUGCUCAUGCUGGGCAUUGUUGCUCUGGCCAAUGCAAAACUGCAGCUUCAAUUCGCGUGGGCAGGCGCUUUUAUCAUCAUCAACAUCGGCCACUGGAUUGCCGCUGCCGUUCCGCACCGGAUGCAUUGGGACCUAUCAUGCUACCAAGUCAGAGAGCAGGGCGUCGUGGGAGGGCCCACGAAUUCAAACUUUACAGAGGCGUUGUGGAAGGCAAUACUUCUGACAAAGUCUACACGAUGGGUGAAAAACGGCGCCGCCGCUCCUCAGACUCGAGUCUGGGAUGACUGGCUUGUCGACGCUGAGGACGAAGCCAAGGAGCACAAAAGCAAGCUCGGAGAGCUCGAAGAUCCAGUAUGGCCCGGCGACAGUCCAGACAAGGCUACUAUCUGGGAAGCCCCGAAGAGUGAAGAUUGGGAUCCGAAACAAAUCUGGGAUGAAUUGAAUGAGGAGGAGAAGCAAGCGGAGUCGAAGAAGGCCAUCAUCACGACACAGGCUGCGUGA
Messenger RNA from Lecanosticta acicola, 1380 nucleotides. The record is from the annotation of a GenBank genome assembly. NCBI's taxonomy places the organism in Eukaryota, Fungi, Ascomycota, Dothideomycetes, Mycosphaerellales, Mycosphaerellaceae.